AUGAAGACGAAACGCCAACCUUCCAAAACACCAGCUCCAGCACCAACACCAUCUCCCGCCGAGGCUACCUCCAAACCCCUUUGGAAGCAACAACCACAAAGCGCCUUCCUCCGACUCCCAGGCGAGCUCCGCAACAUCAUCUACCAACUCGUCCUCGUCGACCAAAUCUCCAACGACUACCUCACCCUCUCCCGGCUCUGCCAACCACCUUUAACCGCCACAUGCCGCCAGAUCCAGCACGAGAGCCUGCCCAUCUUUUUCGCCGAGAACUGCUUCAAACUCACCAUCCACAUAACCCAAGACUGGCACCUCAGCCCUCUCCUCGACCCGGAUACGGAGCGCUGGGUCAAAGCCGCGGGCGCCGAUGCCAGAGGCUUGCAGGAAGUCCGGUUUUUCGUCAACCGGCCCGGCCGGCCUGGGAAGGGUGCCUCUCGUGCUAUGGAUCUCCUGCCGAGGAAGAAUCCCCAUUUCGAGACGGAUUGGAGUCUCAGCAUGAGGCGGGACCACUCCGAUCUUCCUCACUGUCCAGAUUACUUCAUGGCUAUGCACUGGACUAAGCUCGCCAAGAGCGAGGAGAAAAGGGAAUCGCUGACGUUUGACGACGUCGUUGGGAUCGGAAAGGAAGUCGCGGAGAUGUGGGCUCCUAUCGGGCACAGAUGGUUGAUGAGGCGGUUCGGGAAGGUGAGACUGGAGUCAUUGAGCAAGAUCAGAGCGGUUGUGACGAAGGUCUGGCCGAAGAAGUGGGUUUUUGAAUUUGUGGAUCCGACGUGUGCGUGUAAGGCGUGUAGAAAGAGGAGGAGGGAGGCCAAGAAAGAGACGAGCAGGGCGAAAGGUGGCGGGUCAGGGGAUGGCGGGAAUGGGGUCGUUGUGGCGAACAAGUAG
Molecule: messenger RNA, 882 nt
Organism: Zasmidium cellare ATCC 36951
Lineage: Eukaryota; Fungi; Ascomycota; Dothideomycetes; Mycosphaerellales; Mycosphaerellaceae
Exons: 1
Coding region: 1-882 (293 amino acids)
Source: RefSeq, a predicted model, not a curated record